Molecule: messenger RNA, 282 nt
Organism: Blepharisma stoltei
Lineage: Eukaryota; Ciliophora; Heterotrichea; Heterotrichida; Blepharismidae
Source: the annotation of a GenBank genome assembly
AUGGGAGGAACAAAGUCUAAACCAAAAACAUUCAGUCGGCCAGUUUUUGAAAAUGGUGAGCUGCCUCUAGAAGUGGUUAUGGGAUUUGGAAUCCCAUUUACACAGGAGGCUGAAAGAUGUGCUAAAGAGGAUGAAUAUCAUUCUCCAACCAAAACAAGAUCUAGUAAAUCUCCUAAUGGAAGGAGAAGGAGAAGGAAAAAGACAGGUCAAAUGACUCCUGAAAGCAAUACAUCAUUUGAUUCCUCUGUAACUAAAACUGCAGCCAGUGAUAAUAAAGUUUAA